Haliaeetus leucocephalus (bald eagle) is the source of this 450-nucleotide messenger RNA. Its product is annotated as avidin-like. The record is from RefSeq and is a predicted model, not a curated record. NCBI's taxonomy places the organism in Eukaryota, Metazoa, Chordata, Aves, Accipitriformes, Accipitridae. Gene Ontology annotation, molecular function: biotin binding. Bases 1 to 450 code for a protein of 149 amino acids. The transcript is spliced from 4 exons.
AUGGGGAGCGGUGCCUUUGCCCUGGCCCUUGCCCUGGCCCUGGUGGUGUGCGUCACCCCUGCGGAGAGGAAGUGCCUCCUCUCCGGGUCAUGGCGGAGCGACACUGGCUGCCGGAUGGUCGUGUCCGUCCUCAGCAAGGACGGCAGAUUCUCCGGUUCCUACCUGCCGGGCCCUGCCGCCGGCAACUCUGAAAUCCUCACUUCACCACUGGAGGGGUCCCAGCAGGAUGCGAGGUUGGUCCCGCAUCCCACCUUCUCCUUCAUCGUGCACUGGCAGCUCCGAGACUCGGACACAACCCAGAUGACUGCCUUCCUGGGCCAGUGCUACACCGGCACCAACGGGGAAGAGACCCUGCAUGCCCUGUGGCUCCUGCGAGAGGCGGCCAACAGCCCCGCUGAGGACUGGAAAGCCACCCGGGUUGGCACCAGCAUUUUCACCCGAAUAAAAUAA